GGCUGCAGGGGGAGUGUGGCGGACUGAGCGGAGUUGUGACUGUUUGUUGAGUCUCCCCGCUUCCUCUCAGCACUCGGAAGUUAUUAUUCGGAGGACCCAUGUUACAUUUAACAGGGAUGAAACGGCAAUUCUGUAAAGAGCGAUUCUAGUGGGAGUCGCCAAGAAUUGAGCGGCAUGGCGCAGAACUCGGAAGCCCGGGGGCCGGGGCAGGGCCCAACAGCGACUGGCUGUAGCACGGUGGUCAUGUCGGUGCGCGUUUCGGUGUGUCAUUCCGGUAUUAGGCCGCUCUGCCUACCGGGUGCUGGAACUGGAGAUGACUCUCUCCGUCUGCAGCUUAGCAUGGACUUAGGCAAAGCUGGAGAGUUUCAUUUGGCGCUACGGGAUACCAGCGGAGCCAGCACGGGCAGAAGCGUGUCCAUUGUCGAGUACAACCUACGUGAUAUUCAUUAUGAGAUCAAAAACAGCCAGACCCACGAACUUGUAGUUAUAGGACAUCCAGAUGAACGUAUGACUUUCAAUUUCCGAGAUGAGAAGGAAGCCCAGAAGUGGUCCACUAUCAUCACCAGUACUAUGAGGGAAGUGCAAAGAGUGGUGGACAGUUCUUCAGAGUCACCUGCUAUUCUGCCUCCACCACAACCACAGGAGCGGCGCCUUCACCUGGAGCCAUUGCAGUCCAAAUUGUCUUCACAGCUACCCCAGACAGAGGAUCUUUCAAUUCAGCUUGCCCGUGCAAUAGAGAUAGGUGAUGCAGCAACAGCCUCUGAAUGUGCUGCAGCCCUUGCCCACCAGAAGGCAACAGUGUGUGUACGUCUUAAAGAAAGCAGUUACAGUCAGCAGGAAAUAAGUAUGAAAGUUGGUGUAGAAGAUGCCACUUCUUCUUGUUGCGUCACUGUAAAAGUGUUCUCAUACAUGACCAUUGCAUCAUUAAAGCAGCAGGUCUUCCGGGACUAUGGGUUCCACCCAAAAGUGCAACGCUGGGUGAUUGGUCAAUGUUUGUGUGUGGAUGACCGUUCAUUGUCCUCCUAUGGAAUACGGCGUGAUGGUGACACAGCCUUCUUAUACCUGGUUUCAGCGCGACAAGCUCAACUGUCUCGUCAACGCUAUGAGGAAGAGCAAGAAAACGUCAUGCUGUCGGCUGGUCAGUCUCUCCUUACAGAUAAUGGACUGUCCCAUAUAAACAGGAGAGAUUAUAAUACUUUGCCAGCCAGGAUUUCACAAAAGAGAGCUUCUGCUCCAGGGCGAAUACCAUCGGCACUUCUGCAGUCAGCAAGUCCAGUUUUGGAUGAUACGGCAACAAAGAUGGGUAUCAGUGAUAUAAAGCAGUUGAUAAACUUAGAAAUGUUGCAGCUGAAUGAUGCAUUAAAUCGAACCCGAAGUUCUUCAGUGUCCUCCUCUUUACAGGCUGGCUGGGCCUGCCCCACGUGUACAUUUAUCAACAAACCCACACGUCCAGGUUGUGAAAUUUGUUGUCAUGAUCGACCCAUCAAUUAUGUGGUACCAGGAGGUUAUCAACCUGAUACAGAGGAGCUCUGGAGGAUUCAGCAAGAAAAGGAGGCCAUGCGUCAGUAUCAGCAGAUACAGGAAACUGAGCGCCUACACAAUUUUGAAAUGCUGCGGCAGGCGGACUCCCAGAAUCUUGUGGCCAACCGUGAAGCAGUGGAAUGCCGCAUCUGCUACCUGGAUUUGGCACCCGGGGAAGGGGUACUUCUGCGAGAGUGUCUGCAUUGUUUCUGCAGAGACUGCUUACGUUCAGUGAUUAAGCUGAGUGAAGACCCAGAGGUAUCCUGUCCAUAUCGAGAUGACACCUAUGCUUGUAACAGCAAGAUGCUGGAAAGGGAGAUUCGAGGGCUCCUGUCUGAAGAUGAGUACCAGUGCUUUCUGGACCGCAGCCUUGUCAAAGCAGAGUCUAGGACAGAAAACAGUUACCACUGUGCCACGCCGGACUGCCGGGGCUGGUGUGAAUAUGAGGACAACGUCAACGAGUUUACUUGCCCCAUCUGCAAGAAAUGCAAUUGUCUUACCUGCAAGGCAAUCCACGAGGGAAUGAACUGCAGACAGUACCAGGAUGAUCUCCGCAUCCGAGCACUUAAUGACUCUGCUGCUCAACAAACCAGUGAGAUGCUCAAUACCCUCCUCAGAACGGGUGAGGCCAUGCACUGUCCUAAAUGUCGAAUCAUAGUGCAGAAGAAAGAGGGCUGUGAUUGGAUACGUUGCACUAUGUGUCACACAGAGAUUUGUUGGGUAACCAAAGGUCCACGAUGGGGUCCACGGGGGCCCGGAGACACGAGUGGAGGAUGCCGAUGCAACAUUAACAAGCAGAGGUGCCAUCCCCAAUGCCAGAACUGUCACUAGCCCCAUCCUGGCUCUCCUUUUAACAGAAGACAAUUCAGUAUUACCAUUUGUGCUCAAAGGCCUACAGAAUUCAAGAAAUCCAAAGAAUUUCAAACCGUUGGCAUUUUCAUAUACUGUUACUGGCUGAUCGGAAUUGUUCACAAUUUUGUCUGCAAAGGGACACGAGUCCAGUGAGGAGCUCGAUGACAUACACGCCCUGCAAGAGUGCACGAAGGAGACAACAAACUGACACAACUGACGAUGAAGAUAAGUUCAGGUGUAGUGCUUGUAAGCGAAUUCCAGUAAUACGUUUGUCUAUGAUUGCUUUAAUUUCAGCACUUAUUUAUUUGCCUUAAAUUUUUUAAUCUCAGCACAAUUUCAGGCACUUUAUCCUCUGAGCUUUUGCUUGCUUUUUUCAUAAGAUUGUGCUGAAAGGACUGAAAGUUAGCAGAUUUUAGUAUGCAAACAGAUGGGGAAGCAUUAUUGUCUUCCUAACACUGAAAACAAUUCUGAUAAAUUCUGGCCUUAAUCGCCGAAAGGUAUUAUUGCAGCAUGUAGGGUUCCAACAUCUUAUGUCAUGUACAGUAAAUUUAAAAUUAGAAGUGCAGGCCUCAAAUGUGUUUUAUGGUUAAUGUGAAAUUCAACACUGUUUUACCGCCCGAGUUAAAGAAAACAAACCAAAAUUUUUGUAUGUUUCUUUGUUCAAUAAACUAUUUUUUAGAGGAGCAAGGAAAAGUCA
This is a messenger RNA of Polypterus senegalus (gray bichir), 3070 nucleotides long. RefSeq names its product sharpin and rbck1 related (gene shrprbck1r). Bases 175 to 2352 code for a protein of 725 amino acids. The transcript has 15 exons. Gene Ontology annotation, cellular component: LUBAC complex. Gene Ontology annotation, molecular function: ubiquitin-protein transferase activity; ubiquitin binding. The record is from RefSeq and is a predicted model, not a curated record. Gene Ontology annotation, biological process: protein linear polyubiquitination; proteasome-mediated ubiquitin-dependent protein catabolic process; positive regulation of canonical NF-kappaB signal transduction. NCBI's taxonomy places the organism in Eukaryota, Metazoa, Chordata, Cladistia, Polypteriformes, Polypteridae.